CAGCAGCAGCAGCAGCAGCAGCAGCAGCAGCAGCAGCAGCAGCAGCAGCGGGAGCAGCAGCAGCAGCAGCAGAAGGGAGAUGGCAACCACCGAGCUGAUGGCUGCAUUGAUAAGCAGCAACCCCCCCUGGUGGAGCAGGACAAAGAAGCAUUGCGUGCUAAAAAGCGACGACGACAGCGGGCACGGAAAAUUAACAAGAGGCAGCGCUUGCGCAGGGAACGUAUAGCAGCCCAGGAAGCUCUGCGAAACAAUGUGACGCAGCUACCUCACAAGUCUACGUGUGAAAGCCUCAUCCCACAGACGGCGUGCGAAGUCACGACCUCUGCUCCCAUUGUGAUAUCGGACUCAUGCAACGAGGGCACGGCCAGCGAUCUAGGUUACGAAAAGUCGGGGCUAGGUGGUGCCGCUGGUGAUGGGGCCACGACUGGAUGUACAAGUGUGGAGCCGUGUGAGAUAUCGGAUUCGGAUUCCUCUUCAGACUGUUUCGUCGUGGAAGGCGAGCUCCUAGUAAACGCUGUCAGAACCGGCCCCACAGCGGUGAUGCAAGAUUUUGAUUUUGACUGCUAUGUCGUAGAGCCUGCGUUCUCAGGAGGUACUAGUGUCAGACAGUUGCCGGUGAAUGACGGCGUUGCUGUAGGGACACCUAUGCAAACCCGAUUGCAGUUGUCACCGAAUAAAACACAAAACCCCGGCCGAUCAGCAGUCCAUGAGAAACAGUGGCAGAACAACCAGAAAAACAGAGAUGAAGAUGGUAUAGGAGGAGCAGAAGGGGGAGGAGAACGAGGAGCAGGGGGAGGAGGAGGAAGUAAAGAAGGAAGGAGGCUAGCGAGCAAUACACAGAGAAAAACCUCUGUUUGUGAUCUUGUUGGCGUAGCUGUUAGAGAGAAAGCAGGGAGCGUUUCUCAUCAUGUUUCGGUGUGUGAUUCACAUGCAUCUGAUACAAAAGUUACACUAGCUGUGCAUGAUGGAGAUGGCACACCAAGUAAGGGUGACGACAGUGCCAAGCCCACCAAGUGUGUGAUAGCACAAACGUACACACUAAAUAAAGCUUCCCAGACCAAAAAACCUACCAAGUCUCCGACAAGUGGCACUGGUUUUAUCCAGGCAGCAACAUCUAUGUCAAAGCAUCGUUCUAGUAAUGUUAAACACAUCAAACAUGAGGCAGGUGGCACUAGGACUGUACAAACGGGCGCAAGUGUGUCUAGACGUCAUUCUAAUCGUAUCGAGGACAGCAAGGAUUUGACACGUGAUACGAAUAUUAUUCAGGCAGUAACAUCAGUGCCAAAACAUAUAUCUAAUAAUGUCAAAAACUCCAAACGUGUGACAGAUGACACUAGGGCUGUUCAAGAAAUAACAACGGUGUCAAAGCAAGGCUCUGACAGUGGCAAAUACAGGAAGCACAUGACAGGUAUCACGAAAACUGUGCCAAAGCUUAGUUCUAAUAGUGUCAAACAUAGCAAACACGUGACAGGUGAUACUAAGAAUGUGUCAAAGCAUAGUUCUAAUAAAGUCAAAGACACCAAGCAUGUGGCAGGUGACACUAAAACUGUACAUGCAGGCACAAGCGUGUCACAACAUCGUUCGAAUAGUAAUAGUACCAAAGACACCAAGAGUAUGACAGGUGACACAAAAAUGGUGUAUGGAGGUACAGGUGUAUAUAAGCAUCGUACUACUAGUGUCAGAGGCACCAAGCAUGUGACAGGUGACACUAAACCUGCAUAUGCAGGUGCAAGUGUGUCAAAACAUCAUUCUAAUAGUGUCAAACACAGCAAGCACGUGACAGGUGACAAGAGCGAAGCAUCGGUGAAGCGUGAGCAGGGAGCGAGUAGCCGGUGUCGUCGUGACUGUGGGGAUGAUGUGUCAGGCGCUGUGUGUAUCCCGUGCGUCCGCGUGAGUGCACCUACCACGCCGCGCGUCCGAGCGCCCGUGCAGUCUCCACAACUGAGCCCGGCUUCACAUCCCUCAGUCAGUCACCCUAGCACGAGCUGUAGUCUGUCACACAGUCACCUUAGCACCACUAGCGUAUCGCCGUUAACCAGCUCACAGACUGCUCAGAAAUCAAUAGGCAGCCGUGUGACAAUCGUCCCCGGUCACCGCUGUGUCAACCCCGCUGCUGCUGGGAAACAGUUGCCAUGGUUGGUCGCUACUGCUGCUACUGCUGCUCACAUGCGAUCAGUCAAUAAGUCGCCAAGCAGUCUACACAAGACUACUGCUGCUACUGCUGCUGCUGCACAAGGGAAACCGAUGAAUCUGAUAGCCUCAGCUUCUUCUACUAAUUUCUGCUUGUCAAGUUUUGGUGAAGCAAACGUAGGGUCUAAGGCUGCAAGGUUGGAUGUAGGGAAGCAGAAGGAGGGAGCAAGAGAGCUGCAAGGGAUGCCCAGCCGUCCUUAUAAUAUACGUAUACGUGCAAUACCGGCUGCUAGCCCAGCUAAAGCUACCACCUCUGAAAAUAGAAGCAGUGAGGUCUGUGACCACGUGGCUGCAGCAAAAGUUGCUCCGAGGAAGAGGGGUGUCGCAAUGGAGGCAGAUGCUGCGAGAGAGAAGCACGCUGGCAGAGACACGGUUGCUAGAAGAGAAGCAGAUGCUAGGAGCAUCAGUGAGAGUAAAGCCGUGUGUCCUGCUCGCCCCAAGCGCAGCGCCACGGGACAGGAGGCUGAGAGCCCACGGUCACGCGACGUGUUGUUAGCGAGACCUGCGUCGCCACCGAGGAAACGCAAGCACGGAAAAAGCACGCUGCCGGCUCCCAGCGAGCGUCAUAUUGCUCGUGUGUGCUCGCCAAGCAUAGAGGAGGCCUACAGCAGGCGUGAAUCCGCAGCUCCCUUCACAGCUGCUGAUACACGGCCUUGCCUUACCUUGCCAACAAAGACACUAACACCUCUCACCCCUGCUACACUGACACAUACCUUACAACCUAAGACUCGGACAAAUAUCUCACUAACAAAGACACUAGCCCCUCUCACUCCUGCUACACUGACACGUACCUCACAACCCAAGACACAGACACAUACCUCACAACCUAAGACACAGACACAUACCUCACAACCUGAGACAGAGACAAAUAUCUCACUAACAAAGACACUAGCAACUCUCACUGCUGCUACUCUGACACCCCCCUCACAACACAAGACACAGACACAUACCUCACAACCCAAGACACAGACACAUACCUCACCAGCAAACACAGGCCACACUUUGCCACCAAAGACAACAUCAUCCACGGGAAGAAAUCUGUUUGAAUUUAUUCUCGGUGAGUCUUGUCUCAACGUACGUGACUCUAGCAGUGUUUUGCCUCCUCCCAAACCCUUGCUGACAUGCUCGAACGAAUCGGUGACUUGUGUAAGGAGCAACAAAUGUGAAUCCAGCAUCUCGGCUACAUUCAGCGGUCCGAGUAUUAUGGGAUGUGAUUCCCAGCCGGGCCGCCCCGAGGGCUGGAACGCCUCUAGUGCUGUGACCGAACAGAAGUCCUCCCCAGAGGUGGCGCCAGCAUCGAUGCGACCUCACGUUGUGUUGGAGGACAUGUCAUCGCAGCUGCGUGGUUACGCGUCCGUCUACCUCCGCUCGCCCCACAGUACGAGUUUCACUCCCACGAAGCCGUGCGAAGCCUCGACGCAGACAUACGCGAAGGCACGCGACUGCCGAGCUGACGUUGCCAUGCCGACGCCAUGCGGCAAGAAGCUGAGGAGCAUGGGAGGCGCGCGAUAUUCGAACGCGCGGCCGCUGCCGUCGCUGUGCCACAAGAUCUCGUACUAUUGUCCUCAGCCGCCAGGUGGCGCCUUCGCCGACAAGCGAGCAGCUGAAUCGCUUGCCCUAACAGCGAGGCGCGCCGACGCCCCCUUCAGGAGCUCGGAUCGGCAGCGGCGGCGAAGGUACGAGAAGCUGAGCAGUGCUCACACGUCGAUGGUGGAGGCGAUGAGGGAGGAGGCACAGGAGGAUGGGUUCGGACUCACGGAGGCGGUCGAUCUGAUCCGCUCGCUGACGACGUCCGCGCGCAAGCCGCAGAGCAGAUAUAUCAUCUACCUGCUCUCCGACGUACUGCUGUCUGUGAAAGACCUGAAGCUAGCUACCAAUGCUUACCAGACGCUGAUGAAGAUACAGCAGCUGCACAGAACGACGAAGAGUUUUGUUCCGUGGUCGUGGAACCACGUGCGUCGUGGCGCAGAGGGGUUCGUCGCAGGAGUGAGGGAGGGAGACGCGACCGCGGCCGCUCGCUGUCUGCUAGCCCUCACCUACAUGACGCGGGUGAUGGAGGAGGACCUUGAGGAGGUGUCGCAGUCCCCGACGCACACAGAGUAAGAGAUGGAGCU
Priapulus caudatus is the source of this 4304-nucleotide messenger RNA. Its product is annotated as mucin-12-like. The transcript is spliced from 2 exons. The record is from RefSeq and is a predicted model, not a curated record. Lineage: Eukaryota; Metazoa; Priapulida; Priapulimorpha; Priapulimorphida; Priapulidae. Bases 541 to 4293 code for a protein of 1250 amino acids.